UUAUUACUUACACUGGGCAGGAGGCAUGCACACAUAUUUCCUCAUAAAUGGACUAUUCCUAGCCAUAUUUCGAAUCGCUUUGGACAUGGGUUUGCUGAUCUGCUUCACUGCAAGAGUUCCAAGUUUUAUUAUCGGGAAAACCAUUUUUACAAGAAAGUUACCACCUUUUCUGACGUAAAAAAAUUGCAGAACAUUAUCUGCCGGAACGUUUACAAUAGUCUUUUUGUAGUCAUUUCUAAAUUUUUCUCGUACAUUUUUUAUUGAUAAGCCAAGUCUGAAAGUAUUUCAAAUUAGUAUCCGAGUGUUUAAAUUGUAAGCUUAAUUUAAAAAAUAGAAAAAAAUAAUCAUGAUAAGAUAACGAUUAAUGAGGUAUGAAAUAAUUUUUAAAAUCACAUUUCCACGAUACCUACGUAAAUAAAAAGACUAGUUUUUACAUGCCUCAGAAAUUGCGUAAUUUUUCAUAAUCUCCACUUCGUCAUAAAUUCUGUCUCUUUUGCUUCAUUAGUUCAUAUUUUCAUAAUUACAUCACCAGCUUUAAUCAUAGAAAAAGAUCAUGUCGCUGUUUACUCAAAUUAUUCGGCCGUCUUCGAGGCUUUUUCGUAGUUUCCAGGCGACCGGUCUUUCACUCUGCCAGCUACGAUUGCUUUCAUCGGAGCUGAAAGAGCGGAUCGACGGGCUAGUUCAGGGGAAUAAGGUGGUCGUGUUUAUGAAGGGUGUUCCAGAGCAGCCGCAGUGUGGAUUCAGCAAUGCUGUUGUACAGAUCUUGAGGAUGCAUGGAGUGGACAGCUAUGAAAGUCAUAACAUCUUAGAGGAUGAUGACCUGCGGCAAGGUAUCAAGGAAUACUCAGAAUGGCCGACAAUCCCUCAGAUUUAUUUGGAUGGUGAGUUUGUAGGAGGAUGUGACAUCAUGAUUCAGAUGCAUCAGACAGGUGACUUGAUUGAUGAACUAAAGAAAGUCGGAAUCAGAUCAGCGUUACUCGAUGCACCCAAGGAAGAUGAACCAUCAAAAUGAUACUUAAAUAUUUUGGAGGAUACUUUUAUCUUGGACAAUUCAUGAAAACUGGAAAAUCCACUUUGAAUAGUUGGAAUAACAGUGAUAGUAUAUAAUCAUGUUUUUUUAAAGAUUUCAUAACGCAGGUUACUGGUAUUCAUUUUACCUCUGCAUGAGUGGGGGCAUCUACAUGUAGCUCUUAAUAUAGAAAUAUGGAAACUCGCACAAGUGUUUAUAGUGAUGGCACUAGAGAGUCUAUGGGCAUUUUGUUGCCUUAAAUUUGAGCUCUAAAUAAAAAAUAAAUAAAAAGUAAUCCUUGUUAGGUCACUGAGCUUACCUUGAACAUUGAGGGGGUGGGGCAAGUAAUCCCUGUAGGUGUUUCUCCCACCCUGCAAAGGUAGAGCACCCCCCCCCCCUUUCAUCUGUAAGGUAGUGCCAACUCGUUGGAUAUAGCCUAAUGCUUGGUGUAUUCGAUUUCAUAAAAUUUAAACCAUUAACAUUGUUCAUUGACACCAACAAUUUGGGAUUCGAGAUAUUAUGAUUGACCUUAUUACAGUUCUGUGCAUCAGCCCUUUAUUUUCAAUGUAUUUUUGUUUUUAAUUUGGGUAUGACUCAAGUCUUGAUUGAUAUUAUAUUUAGGUAACCUUUGUUUUUAGAGGCUUGUUAUACUUUCAUCUCUGGGGCAAAGCUAAAUUAACUGAUUAGCUGUCCUACUAUAUGCUUGCUACAGGCUCUUUCUAGACAAAGUGAGAUAAUGGAUUUCAUCAUGUGAAGUGAUAAAUGGAACAUGUAUAUUAUGAACAGUGUAAGAGGGAAAUGGUGUCAUAUUCAUGUGAAAGUUGAUGAGUCUGACAAAUUCAAUACUAGUAUCUAGGAAGUAUCUCUAUAUAGGGUUUCAAACUUGCCUCUUGUCAGGAGAUUAAUAUUGAAAGUGUAAAAAAAACCAAGAUUUUUAGCCAUUCAAUUAGCUAUUUAAAUUGGAUGGAGCGCUUUUUGGCUAUUAUAUUAUCACUCCAAAGAUUAUUCUUCUUUGAGGCUCAACAUAAAAUUUGCACCAAACUAUCAUUUUUGUUUGAGCACAUUUUUUGUGUUCCUGUCAGUCAGGAUAUGGAUUGUUCUAUACAAACAAAUUUGUAUUUUGUGAAUGAAUUUAUACUAUUAAAUGGACAUAAACAAUUUUAUUCAAUUGA
Molecule: messenger RNA, 2181 nt
Organism: Lytechinus pictus (painted urchin)
Lineage: Eukaryota; Metazoa; Echinodermata; Echinoidea; Temnopleuroida; Toxopneustidae
Product: glutaredoxin-related protein 5, mitochondrial-like
Exons: 2
Coding region: 554-1012 (152 amino acids)
Cellular component (GO): mitochondrial matrix
Source: RefSeq, a predicted model, not a curated record